AUGUUAUUGGUCAUUCUCACAUUACAAUAAUCUAGAGGCGAAUUUUAAAGUCAAUUUUGGGAUAGUGGAUCAAAUUAAAGUAUGAAUAGUCUUUAGAAUAGUUUUAAAUAAGUUAUGGUGGGAUACUACGUGUAGUUGCUGCUCAUUUUAACUUGAAUAAUGCGGUAUAAAAACUAUUUUGGCAACUAAUUAAUGCUCUGUUGCAGAUUAUAAUAUUAUAGUUUUCAAAACAUUCUAGAUAAAGCCUCAUUACAAGAUUACAUUGUCAUUUAAUUUUUGGAGGUAGUACAAGUUAAAUAAUUUUAGAAUUGAUUAAUGGGAUAAUUAUGAGUUCUAUGUAUAUUUAGAAUAUUAAAUUGUACACUAAAGUCAAUACUCUCAUAGUACAAGUAAUUCAAAUAUUUGUGGAAAUCCAGGCUAUAAUGAUGAAGUAUAUCCAAUAUCAAUUACUAUUCCACAUAUUAUGCCUGCUCUGACAGUUAUUUUUACUGCAUAAAGAGGUAUUUGGGGAAUAUCAGAUAUGACUUUAGAAGCAAAGUUAUGUCCUGAAGGUUGUUAAUCAUGUAAUGAAUAUGGAUGUUUUGAUUAAUACCUUCAUUUUAUUUCAAUGAAUGGAAUGUUAUAAAAUUCACUUAGAACAAAUGAAUGUUGGCUAACAAAUAAUGCAAUUUAAACUACUAUCAUUACUUAUCUCUGUAAUUUUAUUUAAUUUACUUAGAAUCUCGUUAUCUUCAGACAUAAGGAAAUCAUUUAGUGAACAUAAUCAAUUUAAAUCAUCAUUAAGCAAUAAGUUUACAAAUAAAAUUAUUAAUCUAUAAUUCCAAUCCAACCGAAAUUAAAAUAGCUAUUGACGAUUUAAUAGUACUAAGAAACUAAUAUACAGGAGGUUGGAUAAAAUAUCCCUAUGGUUUUGGAUAUAGAUCCAUAAAAUUAAUUAGCAUACAUUAAUAUCCUCACAUUAAUAGUUAAGCUAAAAUAACUAUUAAAAUAGAAUGGACAUAAAAGGAACCCACUUGGUAAAUAUUUUUUGGAAUCAGAGAUUUUCAGUUAUUUUUAAAAUCUCAACUUUUUGAGUUUACUUGUAAAGAUGAUAAUUUGAUUCCAUUUGAUGGAUGCUUUUAAUAAUAUUAUGAUUGUGUAGAUGGUUGUAGUAGUUGUAUUAGAGGAUUAUGCUUAGAUUGUAAAUAAGGUUGGGAUUGGGUUGAAAAUGAUUAAAAUUGUGUUCCAAUCUGCGGAGAUUUAUAAAUUACUUAAUUUGAAGAAUGUGAUGAUGGGAAUAACAUUCCGUAUGAUGGUUGUCAUUUAUGUAAAUAUUCUUGUCCUUUGAAUUGUGAAAUUUGUUAAUUUGGUGAAUGUUUGAAAUGUAAAAUGAAAUAUUAAAUAAGUUUAAAUAAAAAAUAAUGUUAACCAUUUUGCUCUAAUGGAAUAUAAAUUAAUUAUGAUAUUUUUGAUAAAUAAAGUAACAAUUAAUUGGAAAGAAUCAAUAUUUGCUAGUAAAGAUGUUCAAUAGAAUGCAAUUUGUGUAUAGAUGAUAAAUGUCUACAAUGUAAUGAUGGAUGGUAACUUUAAGAUAAUAAAUGCCAUUAAGUUUGUGGAGAUGGACUAAUUGCUAUUAAUUCAAUAGAGGUAUGUGAUGAUGGAAAUUAUAAUGAUGGUGAUGGUUGCUAUUAAUGCUAAUUUGAAUGUAUACCCUAUUGUUUCUCAUGUUCAGAUUAAUCAAUUUGUUUAACAUGCAUACAAUUUUUCAUUUUAGUAAAUGAUUAAUGCCUUCCAAAAUGUGGAGAUGGUAUUUUAAUAACUGGUUUAGAAGAGUGUGAAGAUGAUAAUGAUUAACCUUAUGAUGGAUGUUAUUAAUGUAAAUUCUCAUGCAUUCAAAAUUGUGAUAUUUGUCAUUUAGGAUUAUGCAAAAAAUGCAACACUGGAUAUUAAUUUUAUGAUCAUAUUUGUGUAAUUUUAGAUGAAAAUCUAGAAGAUAUUGAAAAUUUAUUCAAUAAUACAUAAAUACAAUCUUUAGAGUUUUGUGGAGAUGGGAUUUUAUCAGAAAAAGAAUAAUGUGAUGAUUUAAAUUAAUUGAAUUUUGAUGGAUGUUCAGAAUCUUGCCAAAUUGAAAGUUCAUGGAAUUGCAAUCCUUCAUAACCUAGUAUUUGCCAUCCAUAAACUAAAUUUAAUCUAUCUUAUUUAAAUAAUACUUAAUAAAUUUAAUAUGUUUAAUUGUCAUUUACAAAUUAAUUAAUUUUCAACAAUAAUAUUGAAAAUUAUUCAACAUUUAUUUAUGAAAUUCAAAAUUGUACAUCAGAUCAAUAUAGUUUUGAAAUUAUCAAAGUAUAUGAAAUUUAACAAUUUAAUUAUUUAGAUCUAUCCUAUGUAUUAGAAAUUAAAUUUUUUAAUUCACUAGAUUCUUAACCAAUUUUAAAGGUUUCAUUAUUCGGUGAUAUAAUCGAUAUUCACUAUUUUUAAGUUUUUAAGAGUGAACAGAAGAUUGCACUUUAACCCCCAAGAAUAUUAUCUGAAUCAUAGAUAUAAACAGCAAUUAAUCUUAAAAAUUUUAAUUUUUGGAUAUUGAUUGGAUUGUGUGUUUGUGCAUUUAUUAUGAUUAUAUUAGGGGAUUUUUAACAAUUUAUGGAAAUUUUAGAUAUACUAUAAUUUUAAUCAUUCUUAAAAUUUUUAAAUGUACCAUUCCCCCAAAAUGUUGAAAUCUAUUUUGAAUCAUCGAAUUUUGUAACUAUUAAGCCUCUAUUCAAUAAAAUAUAAUUACAAUAUAUAUUCGAUAAUAUAUUUACUGCUUAUCAUUGUGACGGUAUUGGAAAAUUUAAAUAUUAUAAUAUUAACGCAGAUCUAUUAAAUAAUAUUUAUGGACUUAUCUCUCAAAUUAUGCUAAUAUUUAUCAUAGAUAUAUUUCUAAGAUAUUUAAAAAGACAGUAUUACUAAUCUCACAAUUUAUUAAGAAUUUUAAACUAUUUAAGCUAAAAAAAAUCAAAAAUAUAUCAAAAGAUAUCGACAUUGAUUUGUAAUUUGACUAAAACCAUAAUGCAAUAACCAUUAAUAUUUAAUAGAAAAUUUUUAUUAUAUUUGAUUUUAGCUAAUAGUUGGGAUAUAUUAUUCAAAAUUUUAUUAUUUUUGUUUUCUUGCUAGGAAUAAACUAUAAGAUCUCUUUUUUCCUAUAGUUUCAGUAUUGGAUAUUUAAUUUUCAUCAUUUUAACUUUAAUACAAUAGUUUAGAAGAUAAAAUUUUAAUUUAAUAUUGAGAGUUUUAAGAAAUAAAUAGCAUUAAGCAAUUUUGUUAUUUAAAAAACUUAUUUUUCUUAUGAUUCUCAUAGGAAUAUAAGAUCAGCCUAUAACUUAGUGUAUUCUAUUAUCAGUUUUGUUGUUUACAUAUUUAAGUUUCAUCAACACAGUUGAGUUUAUAUAUUCUGAUGCUGAAUUGAUGAAUAUAAUGUGUUAGGAUGUUUCUGUAAUGUUAUUUACCUUAUUAAGUUUAGCCUUUUGUACUGAAUUUUAUAGAUAUUUAACAGCUAAUUAAUAUUUUAUUUUAGGCUUCAUAUAGAUUGGAUUAUUAAUGAUAGGAUUAACAGGUCCUCUAAUUAAAUGUGCAAUGAGAUUUUAUAAAAAAGUUCAAGCUUAUAUUGAAAACAGAAAAGAAGUUUAGAAAUUAAAUGAAGAACGGUAAACUGCAAAUCCAAACAUUCUAACUGAGCUAAAGUAUUGA
Paramecium sonneborni is the source of this 3705-nucleotide messenger RNA. Lineage: Eukaryota; Ciliophora; Oligohymenophorea; Peniculida; Parameciidae. The record is from the annotation of a GenBank genome assembly.